CCUGCCGGGAAGCGGGUUCCCAGUCCCGGCCGAGAGCGCGGGCGCCGAGGGGACCGACCCGGACCCCCCGCACCCCCCCAACCGCCAGGCCAUGGCUCCCACGGGGCUCCUGGUGGCCGGCGCCUCCUUCCUCGCGUUCCGGGGGCUGCACUGGGGGCUGCGGCGGCUCGGGACCGCUGACAGUGGUGGAACCUCUGCGUCUCCCUGGCGCACAGCCUGCUCUCGGGGACCGGGGCGCUGCUCGGGUUACUUCCUGGCAGACGGAGCUGACCUGCUGUGGAACCAGACCUUGGGCAAGACCUGGGAUCUUCUCUGUCAUCAUUUGGUGGUGGUGAGCUGCCUCAGCACCGCUGUUCUGUCUGGCCACUACGUGGGCUUCUCCAUGGUGUCUCUGCUCCUGGAACUGAACUCUGCCUGCUUGCACCUGCGGAAGCUGCUGUUGCUUUCUCACCAGGCCCCAUCCCUGGCCUUCAGCGUGACCAGCUGGGCCUCCUUGGCCACCCUGGCCCUCUUCCGCCUGGUCCCGCUGGGGUGGAUGAGUCUGUGGCUGUUCUGGCAGCACCACCAGGUUCCUCUUGCUCUGGUCACCCUGGGUGGAAUUGGGCUGGUCACUGUGGGCAUCAUGAGCAUCAUAUUGGGGAUCCGUAUUCUGGUCAAUGAUGUCCUACAGUCUCGACCCCAUCCACCCAGCCCUGGCCGUGAGAAAACCAGGGGGACCAGGACACGUCGUGACAAUGGACCUGUCACCAGGAACAGUUCGACUCUCAGCCUGAAAGACUAGAGAGAAGCCAUGGGCCCCUCGCUGGGGGAGGUGGGGCCAGGACAAGGAGAUGAGGGUCUUCCAUGCACAGUCCCCCAUCAGGGUGAGGGCCAGACUUGCUC
Molecule: messenger RNA, 882 nt
Organism: Pan troglodytes (chimpanzee)
Lineage: Eukaryota; Metazoa; Chordata; Mammalia; Primates; Hominidae
Gene: TLCD2
Product: TLC domain containing 2
Exons: 3
Coding region: 92-781 (229 amino acids)
Biological process (GO): phospholipid homeostasis; membrane assembly; plasma membrane organization
Cellular component (GO): plasma membrane
Source: RefSeq, a predicted model, not a curated record